AUGAAUCCGCGCGCGCGAAGGGUGCGAACGAUGGAACGACGAACCGAACGCCGCGCGCGAGCGUCGACGCACUUCGACCGCGCGCGCCAGCCUCGCGAGCCGCCUCGCCGCCUCGCGCUCGGCAUGCGUCUCGCGCGCGUCCUCGCGCUCGUCGCGCUCCUCGCGUCCGCCGCGCCGCUCGCGCGCGCGGGGUCGUCGACCGCCGCGCCGAAGGAGACGACGCGACGCGACGACGACGCGCGCGAGAGGGAGGCGGAAGGAGUCCUCGCCAUGGGCGGCCCCGACGCGACGCGCGAGCUCGUCGCCGCGACCGCGUCGCCGUCGCCGCCGCCGCCGUCGUCGUCGUCGUCGCUCCCGUCCGCGUCCGCCCUCCCCGGCGCGUCGUUCACGUGCGUCGCCACCUCGGACGCGACCAGAGGGUCGUGCUUCGUCGCGACGUGCGCGCAGCUCGUCGGCGCGGUCCGCUCCGGCGUCGCGCACGUGACGCUGUAUCGCGACCUCGUCGCCCCCGGCACGUUCGAGCGGUGCGGCUUCCCGAUCACCGUCUCGCGUCCGCUGACGAUCCGCGGCGCGUGCGCGGGGCGCGGCGGCGACGCCGACGCCGACGUCGACGCCGCGUCGUCGCGGUGCGUCGUCGACGGCGGCGGCGUCGUGACGCGGCUCGAUAGGGAAACGUGUCGGCAGCACUGCGCGACGUGCUCGGGCGGCGGCGCGCCGCUGUUCGACGUCCGCGCGGGAGGCGCGCUGACGCUGAUCGAUCUGGAGCUGCGGAACGCGUGCAACGCGCGCGACGGGCGCGGGGGGGCGGUCGUCGUUCGCGGGCGGGCGUCGAGCCCGCGCGAGGAGGACGCGUGCGGCGGACGGACGAUCGACGCCGCGGAACGGCCCUCAGACGACGACGCCGACGACGACGACGCCGCCGCCGCCGACGACGACGACGACGGCGUCUGGUCGCAGGCGUACGACGCGUCGGACCCGCCGCUCGGGGCUUCUUCCCACACCGCGUCGCUGCGGAUGACGCGCGUGGUCGUCCGCGACAGCGUCGCGUACGGCGGACCCGGGGACGCCGCCGCGGGACGUCGCGCGUGGAACGGCCGCGGCGGCGCCGUCGCGGUGAUGAGCGCGAACGCUCGCGCGUCCUUCCGCGACUGCGCGUUCGUGUCCAACGAAGCGUGGGGCGGCGCGGCGGGCGACGGUGGCGCGUCGUCGUCGUCGAGCGAUUACCUCUCAAACCUCGGCGAGGGCGGCGGCGUGUACGUGUCCGGCGGGACCGCGAGUUUCGUCGACUGCGUCUUCGAGGGGAACGUCGCGGAGAAGGAGGGCGGCGGCGUGUACGCGGACGCGGGCGCGAACGUGACCGUCGCGGGCGGGACGUUCCGCGGCAACUCCGUGCACGACGAUUACUUCGACGGCGGCGGCGGUCUCUUCGUCGGCGGCGCGAAGACGACCGCGGUGACGUCCGUCACGCGGUUCGAGGACAACGAGGUGAUGCGGUACCCGGACGGACGCAGGAAGGCGCUGACGUGCGGCGGCGGGGGCGUCUCCGUCGUGAGAGGCGCGACGGCGAAUUUCACGUACGCGCUGUUCGAGUCCAAUCGCGCGCCGCGCGGCGGCGGCGUGUGCGUGCACGACGCGACGGCGUCGUACGACGAGGUCAUCUUCCGCGAGAACGAAGCGCAUCACGACUGGUUCGACCGAACGCGCGGGAACGACGUGGAGUGCGUGCAGUGUUUCACGCGACGCGCCGACGGCGGCUCGCCCGUCGCCGCCGCGUCGAUCGAUCGAUGCGCGUACAGACGCGACGACGACGCGAUGGGGUUCGUGCGGGGGACGGGGGGCAGGACGCCGACGUGUGCGCCGCCGCCGGGGGCGUUCGACGACCUUUCCGUCGCGGUGGAAGAGACGACGGACGACUCGAGCGCGAGGAUCACGCCCGAGUCGUCGCCGGCGACGUCGCGCGACGCCGAUUCGUCGUCGACGUCGUUCCGCGACUUCGUCGGCACGAGCGGCGUCGGCGCGGUCGUCGCGAUGGAAGGCGGCGGGACGAGGCCGGUCGGGUCCGCCGGUUCGGGCGUGCGAACGGUUCAGGAGAUCCUCGACGCGAGCGAUCAGUCCAGCUUCUGA
Messenger RNA from Micromonas pusilla CCMP1545, 2124 nucleotides. RefSeq lists its product as uncharacterized. The transcript has 4 exons. Lineage: Eukaryota; Viridiplantae; Chlorophyta; Mamiellophyceae; Mamiellales; Mamiellaceae. Bases 1 to 2124 code for a protein of 707 amino acids. The record is from RefSeq and is a predicted model, not a curated record.